AUGGCUAAUGGGUGGUUCUCCCUCGAGUUCACCUACAUGCAAGAUGUUGAUUUUGUCCUUGAGAACAGGCCAUGGUUUGUCAAGGGCAGAAUAUUCCAUAUCCGGAAGUGGUCACCUUCCUUCAACCCUCGUGAAGAUGCAAUUGAGACUUUGGUGUUGUGGAUCAGGCUGCCAAAUCUUCCACUACACUUCUGGAGCAGGGAGGCAAUCCAACCGAUUGUUCAGGUGAUUGGCCGCUUUAUUAAACUGGAUGAGAGAACAGAGGAAAGUGAGAACAAAAUCCCACUCAAAAGGGUUUUGGUUGUCCGAGAGGCUGAUGAAGGGGACUUGCCCUUUGACUUGGUAAGCCCUCCUACUAAGGUUUAUGCUUCUUAUGAAGCUAUAUUUGAAGUUUGUUUUGAAUGCGUAAGCCAUAAACAUGUUAUUCACAAGUGUCCCUAUAAGAAGAAAGAAAAGCACUUUGUCAUGGUUGAUAAAGAAGAAGGGUGUAGAUACCUCUACUAA
Rosa rugosa (rugosa rose) is the source of this 504-nucleotide messenger RNA. RefSeq lists its product as uncharacterized. NCBI's taxonomy places the organism in Eukaryota, Viridiplantae, Streptophyta, Magnoliopsida, Rosales, Rosaceae. The coding region runs from base 1 to 504 and encodes 167 amino acids. The record is from RefSeq and is a predicted model, not a curated record. The transcript has a single exon.